AGGAGCCCUAGGGGAAGUAGGAAGGAAGCUCGCCUGUCGAGCGGACCUCACCAAGGCUCAGGGUGGCUCGCCAUGUCUGCCGAAGGCCCCCGAGUGGGAUCCAUGUCCCUGGACCCCUCCAAAUCCUCCCUACCCUUGGCCGCGCUCAACAUGAAGGUGCGGCGCCGUCUCUCGCUGUUUUUGAACGUGAGAACGCUGGUGGCGGCCGACUGGACCUCGCUGGCAGAGGAGAUGGGCUUCGAGUACUUGGAGAUCCGACAGCUGGAGACGCGCCCAGACCCCACCGGCAGUUUGUUGGAUGCUUGGCAGGGGCGCUCUGGCGCGACGGUCGGCAAGCUGUUAGAGAUGCUGGCCAUGCUGGGCCGUGAGGAUAUACUGCAGGAGCUGUGGUCCAGCAUCGUUGAUGACUGCGAGAAAUACAUGGCGAGGCAGCAGAUGCAGGAGUCUGAGAAGCCCUUACAGGUGGCCAGAGUGGAAAGCAGUGUCCCACAAACAAAGGAGCUGGAGGGCAUCACCACUCUGGACGACCCCCUGGGACAAACACCAGAACGGUUUGAUGCCUUCAUCUGCUACUGCCCCAGUGAUAUUGAGUUUGUGCAGGAGAUGAUCAGGCAGCUAGAACAGACAGACUAUCGGCUGAAGCUGUGUGUGUCCGACCGUGAUGUCCUGCCAGGCACCUGUGUCUGGUCCAUUGCCAGUGAGCUCAUUGAGAAAAGGUGUCGCCGGAUGGUGGUGGUUGUUUCUGACGAUUACCUACAGAGCAGGGAGUGUGACUUCCAGACCAAGUUUGCUCUCAGCCUCUCCCCAGGUGUCCAACAGAAGCGGCUGAUUCCCAUCAAAUACAAGGCGAUGAAGAAGGACUUCCCCAGUAUCCUGCGAUUCAUCACUAUCUGCGACUAUACCAACCCAUGCACCAAGUCCUGGUUCUGGACCCGCCUUGCCAAGGCUUUGUCCCUGCCCUGAAGAUGGCCCUGGGAGCCCUAGGUCUGUCAGUCUGUCCUUGCUCUUCUGCUUGCCUCCUCUGACAUUGUAGGAGGGAAUUUGUGGUCCACUCAUCCUUGGAGGUUCUAGCUCUACAGCAACCAAACCCCAUCUGGACACCGCCCCUCGAGUCCUGGAUGGAACCAGUGACUGCAAGUGACUUUGUUACCUGCUGGGUUGUCAGCCAGUACAGCGAUUCCCAGGGACCAGCUGAGCUACAGCCGAGCCAUCUUUGGCCUCAGUUUCUCCACCUGAGAAACAGGAUAUGGAGCUGAGGCAGGAACAUGGCGAGGCAUCGCUCUGGCUGAAGGAGAGCUGGCUAUGGGACUGGAGCCUUGCCAGGACGACUGCUUCCCCUGUCUGCCUCUCAUUCCUGUUCCUCCUUUCCCAGGGCAAUGGGGAGCUGAGCUGACUUUGACCUGAUUCUCUGAAACUAUCCUCUCUGCAUCUUUGACCGCCUCAGCCUCAAUCCCACGUUCGGUGGUCACUGGUCUGGGUAACUGGGACUGCUUUUUCCUUUUCCCUCCCAUGUAGCCAUGCUUGUGUAGUGUACACAUCUUCACUUUGCUUGAAGUGGGAUCCUGCCCUCUCCCGUGCCUACCAUUUAUAGUGGCCCCAGCAGGGCCCCCAGGACUGUGUCAUCAGGGGACCUCUCUGGCCCACCAACACAGACUUUCUCCAGCUUUCUGCACUUUGAUCACCUACUUCGUUAACAAGCAGCAAACAUACAAAAACAUCCUUUCUCUAGUACUUGGAGGUGUGUGGCUCCAUGGAGUCCUAUUCAUUAGAUAAAUGUAAAUGUUCACGUGCUCCUCACACAGACACUCCCUCCCACACACAGGCAUCUGCAUACCUGUGGUUACUUUGGGACAGCUCCUAAGAAUAGCUGAGUAGAAGAGUUAUGCCAUCAAGGGGACCUGGCCAUCUCCCUGGAUAAAAAUGGGGUGCCCUUAUACAGGUAGCGGCACAUGCCUAUAAUCUAGCAUUUGUGAGGUAGAGGCAGGAGAAUCAGGAUUUCAGGGCUCUCCUUGGAUACACACCAAGUUUAAGGCCAGCCUGGACUACCUGAGAGCCUAUCACCUCUCCCACCCACCCAUCCCCCCCUCCCCCGACAAAAAAAGAAGAAAAAGAUGGGAGCAAUGUUAAUUUCUUCUCUCUCUUCUCUGAUCACUGAAAGCAAAGUCUAGAAAGGCCCCAAACCUAAGAGCAUCGUGCCUUCAGCAAAAUGAAGAUGAAAAAGGAGAAGCCGCCUCUCACCACAACUCGGCAGGCUCGGCUGGUUCCUCCCCAGCAAGAUGGUUUCCAUAUUCCUCUCAAGCUCUCUAUCAUGGAGGCAAUGUCACAGUCUCUGGUCUCAGAGCUCAGGGCCACCCCAGGGUUCUGAAUCCAACAGAAAAUGUGCCUUCCUUCAGUGUCUGGGGCAGGAAUGGAGGCCCCUUUGCAUGACCUCAUGAAGCACUUCUGUGGGCAUUUUAAAACAGUCUGGAGAAAGUAUCUUCUGUGCCUGUUAUAUAGGUUUUAUGAGAACUUCAGUGAGAUAGAUGGGAUAAAGGCUCAUGUUUGUCAUUUGUACUUCUGUAGUGGAAAUUUAUAAUAAAAAUAUUCUAUUUGAGAAAGCAUA
This is a messenger RNA of Peromyscus leucopus (white-footed mouse), 2602 nucleotides long. RefSeq names its product MYD88 innate immune signal transduction adaptor (gene Myd88). NCBI's taxonomy places the organism in Eukaryota, Metazoa, Chordata, Mammalia, Rodentia, Cricetidae. Bases 73 to 963 code for a protein of 296 amino acids. The record is from RefSeq and is a predicted model, not a curated record. The transcript has 5 exons. Gene Ontology annotation, biological process: positive regulation of canonical NF-kappaB signal transduction; Toll signaling pathway; innate immune response. Gene Ontology annotation, cellular component: plasma membrane. Gene Ontology annotation, molecular function: Toll-like receptor binding; TIR domain binding.